Messenger RNA from Seriola aureovittata, 4662 nucleotides. Its product is annotated as voltage-dependent calcium channel gamma-2 subunit-like. Bases 1995 to 2963 code for a protein of 322 amino acids. Gene Ontology annotation, biological process: positive regulation of synaptic transmission, glutamatergic; regulation of AMPA receptor activity; postsynaptic neurotransmitter receptor diffusion trapping. The record is from RefSeq and is a predicted model, not a curated record. Lineage: Eukaryota; Metazoa; Chordata; Actinopteri; Carangiformes; Carangidae. The transcript is spliced from 4 exons. Gene Ontology annotation, cellular component: AMPA glutamate receptor complex; voltage-gated calcium channel complex; postsynaptic density membrane. Gene Ontology annotation, molecular function: channel regulator activity; voltage-gated calcium channel activity.
UCCUCUGCUUCUAACCAUCAUCCACCCCCUCCUCCUCCUCUCCUCUCUCCACUUCUAUCUCAGCUCUGCGAAGAAGAAAAACGAGGAAACCAAGGAUUGGUGUGUUGCUCGACUUGAAAUUUUAUAAUUUUUUUUGCGCACAUAAUCUCCCCCCAACCACGUCUGACAGCCUUGCCAAAAAAAAAAAAAAAAAAAAUCAUUGCUUUUGAUGAUUUCUGAUGAUUUUCAUGUGAUGACAGUGAACGGCUGUGUGUCUGUGUGCGCUCGGUGUGCUCCGGUUGGCCGUGAUAUAACCGUCUAGGAUCGUUUGGAUGCUGGAGGAAGAGGCUCUGACGUUCCGGGAAGCUUCGUCCAUCCCUCCGUGUCCUCCUCAUUCCUGCGACCGGCUGCAUGACCGGUGAUGCUCGGCCUCUCCGCCUGGAUGCGCCCCUCUCUCCGCGGUGUGCCGUCGGUACCGCUGCCUCUAUCCCCCCAUAGCAGAUUUCCUCUGUCGCCGGAGAAAGGUCUAGGGACCACAUAUGGAAACUGGGGAUCAGAAUUUUAGGAAAAAGGAAAACUAAGCAGGCUGUCGUUUGAUUUUCAUAACUUAACAUUUUUCCUCCUCUCUUUGGCUUGAUUUUUUUUUUAUUUGGAAAGGGGGUUGAUCGUCCCUGGUUGGUUUAUUUUCCUUCAUCUCUUAAGGAAUGGCUGGUUUUCAUGGCAGUCAUGGUACCAGCUGAUUAUUUGGCAUUAUUUAUCGUUCUGUCCUUGAUUUUGGGGGAGCGCUUGAUUCUGCUGGUUUGAGUCUGUUCUUUCAUUUCUUACAGCACAUCCAGUCCUUAUUAUUUUUUUUGCUUUUUCUCCACAUAUUCUGGGCCCUGCCUGUCUGUCUUGUCUCCCGUCACCGUCUUCCCACAGAAUACAUGUGAUAGCCUGAUUGUUCAGAAAAGCCUGAGAUGAGCCUCCAUAAUUCACUGAUCCACUGGGUUGCAUCAAGGUAGUCAGAUCUCAUCCUGAAUUGUGUCAUCGUUUGUUGGAGGUCUCUGCUUCUGCCUUUCUUUCUUUUCUUUUCUUUUUUUUUUGGGGCCAUUUUAAAGAAAUCAGGCCGCCAACUGUGUUAGUCUUAACCACUCUCCGCCCCCACACCCCCAUGUUUCUUCAUCCCUUUUCAGUAUGAAUUAAUUCACACUGCAUGUAUGCGUGUGCUUGUCCAUGUACAGGUGUGUGCGGUUGAAAGUUUGGCUCCGUGAGCAAGUGUUUGCGCGUCUGUUUGUGUGUGUGUCUGUGUGUGUGUGUGUGUGUGUCUGUGUGUGAGCAGCAGAGUGACAGUGUUAGGCUGUAUGUGACGGCCUGAGUGGGGAAAAAAAAAAAAAAAAAUCAAGCGCUACGUGCACAUCGUUCCAUACAUCACCGUCGAAGCUGUGAGGAUUGUAAUACAUGUAACUGCUUUAGUCAGCUCGGAAAAGCCAAAUUCAGGCCUGAGACGACCACAGAGAAGAGGAGCAAAAUCCUCCAUCUUCUCAUUAUCUCGGCCUUUUUCAGAGUUUGACGUUUAGAGGCCUUCCAACUCAACAAAGUAGGCCUAGAUCCCAGACCAGGUCUCUUGAGGGAUCUGCUAGAAGCCUGUGUUUUUAGGUCAACAUUUUUUCCAGAGCAGGGCAACUUACUGCCACUUGAGGACUAGAAAUUAGGAACCUUUGUAGCUGAAGGUUCUGUCAUCCUCGCCAAAGUCUGUUUGACCCACCUGCCGGGCCAAACAGCCACCCAUCCACCCCCGAACCUUCACCCUCAUCUUAAUUUUCACCUGUUUGCUGCCCCCCCACCCAAAACCAACCAUACGAUUUCCCCCGAGCUCCCCUAACUCCCCCGCCCCCCCAGCGGCCCCCCGCUACCGUCGUCCGCCCGACGCCGCCCACCCCCCGCUUUCCGAGCUGGCGUGGCGACGCAAACUCACAAAUAUUUACUUCCUGUACAUCAAGAGGAAAGGGGGCCCCCCUUUCGUGGAAUGCGGCAACAUGGGCGUGUUUGACCGCGGAGUUCAGAUGCUGCUGACCACGGUGGGGGCCUUCGCCGCCUUCAGCCUCAUGACCAUCGCCGUGGGGACAGACUACUGGCUGUACUCGCGCGGCGUCUGCAAGAUCAAGAGCACCAACGAGAACGAGACCAGCAAGAAGAACGAGGAGGUGAUGACGCACUCGGGCCUCUGGAGGACCUGCUGCCUGGAAGGUUCUUUUAAAGGCAUGUGUAAGCAGAUAGAUCACUUCCCUGAGGAUGCUGACUAUGAGGCGGAUGCUUCUGAGUACUUCCUACGCGCUGUACGAGCCUCCAGUAUCUUCCCCAUCCUGAGUGUGAUCCUGCUCUUCAUGGGGGGGCUGUGCAUCGCCGCCAGCGAGUUUUACAAGUCACGCCACAACAUCAUCCUCAGCGCUGGCAUCCUCUUCGUCUCCGCAGGCCUGAGCAACAUCAUAGGAAUCAUUGUGUACAUAUCAGCCAACGCUGGGGACCCUUCCAAGAGUGACUCCAAGAAGAACAGUUACUCCUAUGGCUGGUCCUUCUACUUCGGCGCCCUCUCCUUCAUCAUGGCCGAAAUGGUGGGCGUGCUGGCUGUGCACAUGUUCAUCGACCGCCAUCGGGAGUUGCGCGUGGGGGCGCGAGCCGCUGACUACCUCCAGGGUGCGGCCAUAACGCGCAUCCCCAGCUACCGCUACCGUUAUCGACGCCGCUCACGCUCUUCGUCCCGUUCCACCGAUCCCUCGCACUCCCGCGAGGCAUCGCCGGUGGGCCUGAAGGCCUUCGGGACGCUGCCCUCCACCGAGCUGUCCAUGUACACGCUGCCCAAGGGCCAAUCGGGCACCCCGACAGCCACCUAUAACUCCACGGAGAGGGACCACAACUUCCUGCAGGUCCACAACUGCAUCCAGAAGGACCUGAAAGACUCAGGCGGCCACAGCAACACCGCCAACCGACGCACCACACCUGUAUGAAACUGACAGACGGCCCUCAGACACUAAAAAAAUCAGAGGGAACUUGGGGGGAGGCGGCAAAAGACAGAUCAUGGUGUAAGGAGAUGGAAAGAGGAAGCGAAAGGGGCUUAAAUGGAUUGAUGGAGUGAGGUUUAGUUAAGCAACAGGAGGGGAGAUCUGAGCGCUCCACAGCACCUCAGAUGAUCAGAGUUUAAAAAAAAGGAAACAGAAAAAAAUGCAUAAAAAAAGAAACAUGCAUGAUUUUCCCAUCUACCAUUGUUUAACGAGUUUUGAACAUGUUUAUAAAGAUUUGAGAGGGAGGAUGGGGAAAGAGGAGUCGGGAGGGGGGGUGGCCGGUGGUGAUCUGUCUCGGGGCUGUGGAACCAUGGAGUGGUGGGCUUGGCCAGACUGCCCAUUUAGAGGUGAACUUUAUAUUUUUUACUCUUCCUCAGUCUGAUGAAAAAGGGGCAUAGUUUGCCCCUCGGCCCCGCCUAUGAUCCCGCCCUCGCACUACCAACCCACAAGCCCCCCCAGCACACACACCCUUACCUCCCUUACAACCCACUCCUUUCUUUAGUUGCUGUAUCUUCUUGAUUUCAUUCUUUAUUCGCAUUAAUACUGUGAACCAUUGCGGUGUGGGAUUUUAGCAGGGAGCAAUUCAGGCCGCAAAAAAAAAGGAAAAAAAAGAAAAAAAAACACAUAAGUUAAUAUAUGUAUUGAUUAUAUAUAAAUAUAUGAAUAUAUAUGUUAAUAAAUCAUGACUAGACUUCCCUGGUGCAAAAAUAUCAACAAGAAAAAAAAGAAAACAAAGUUACUUACAAGUGAAACUAAAUCAAGUCGUCAUGGAAACUAAACCAAGACGGAGGAUUCAUUGUGACUGGCUCCUUUGACAGGAAAAGGCAUCAGCCUACUUGAUAAACUGAUACUGGUUAGUAUUAGACACAUUAUCACAUUCUUUUACAACGACAAAAAAAAUCUUUUGGCCUUCCGCCGAAACCCUGGCAGCCAUCUUUGUUUAGGGUCAACUAGAGGUGAAAACUUGACCUCACUUUUUUUGCUCCAUGACGGGGCGGAGUGAAGAGAGAACUCUGGGUAAUGGAGGAUCUCUCUGCAAACUUGAAGAAGACUGUGGACUAUGAAACGUCACUACUGCCAAAGACACAAAGUAGUGUGCGUGAGUGAACAAUGGCUACCAGCGAGGUGAAGCUAAGUGACUCCAAAAAAUUAAGAAUUUACAUGCAUGCUAAUCAAAAUCAUCCGAUCUGCUUUUAAGGAACCUAUGUUUUGAACAACUGAACAAUGAUACCAUGUAAGGGCAGUGGGAGUGACAAAGUAGAAAUUAAUAUUACAGUACUGUGUCUAUUUCAAUUUUUCUGUUUUGUUUGUUUUUUUUGAGUGGGUAAUUUGGGGUGGGGCUUCAUUACGCUUGAAACAAAAAGAACAAACUUUGGAGAACGUAUCAAGGCUUUUUUUUUUUUAACAGAAGAAAAUCUUCUUGCCUUUUAAUUUUAUUUUCUCGGUUCCUUUGAACUCUCACACAGCCUUAGUCUCUUUCUUUGUCUCAUUUUUCUUGUUCUUUGGUUUUGCGUUGUGUUGUUGUAAAUGAGAAUUUAAAAAAAGCGUAAUGUCUUUCAAGGUGCCAAAACUGAAUGAUUCUGAACUUGGAUGCAUCAAUCCUGAUGACGAAUAAAAAUUGAACCCCCCGUAGGGAACAGAACAA